GUUGAGGAUAUCAAAUGAGAUCGGAACCUGAGUAAGGGGCGAAGAACAAGCGGAAUGUCCGUGGAUACAGGCAGAGUAUGGAAUUGUUCAUGUAAUUCAUGACCCGGGAUAAGAAGGUGUUCAAAACUUGGAGGGUGUCCCUGGCAUCCUGGCAUUUGACAACUGGGCAGAAACUAUUAUCUUGCUGGUUCGAGAGCAGCACAGGACUGAAGCAGAGCCGGCGCACCAUGAAGCACAACGGUGCCUCCUGCGCUGUGGUGGAGCCCGCCCCGUGCCCCUGUCUGCUGGAUUGCGGCAGGAGCGGUGGCAGCAGCAGGGCCCAGGCCGGCGCCCACGACCCAGCAGCGUGGGCAUCGAAGAGCGCCGCCGCCGUGGGCGCGUCUGCGUCCGCCGCCGGUCCCCGAAACAGAUCCAACGGGGCGGUGGGCGCCUGGUGCAGCAGCCCAGAGUGUGCGGCCAGGCGGGCGGAGGCCGUGGAGAAGGAGGGCCGGGGAGGACUGGGCAAGGUCCUGGUGACCGGCGGCGCCGGCUACUUUGGGUUCAGGCUGGGGCGGACCCUGGCCAGCCAGGGGGUGAAGGUGGUUCUGCUCGACCUGCACAAGCCGCUGUCGGAGGUCCCGGAUGGGGUUGUCUUCUUUCAGAGUGACAUUCGAGAUUACGAGUCCCUGUACAAGGUGUGUGAUGGGGUGGACUGCAUAUUUCAUACGGCGUCUUAUGGAAUGUCUGGUCCUGAGCAGCUAAAGAAAGAUCUAGUUGAAUCUAUCAACGUUGGAGGAACCAACAACGUUAUUAAUGUGUGUUCAGAGCGUGGAAUAACCCGUCUGGUCUACACCAGCACCGUGAAUGUGGCCUUUGCUGGGAAACCCAUAGAGGAUGGGGAUGAGGACACGGUGGCCUGCCUUCCCCUGGACAUGCACAUAGACCACUACUCCAGGACCAAAGCCAUAGCAGACCGAAUGGUGCUGGCAGCCAAUGGAAGGACGCUGAAAGGGGGCGAUGUGCUGCAGACCUGCGUGCUGCGUCCGUCGGGGAUCUACGGCCCAGAGGAGAGGCGCCACCUCCACCGGGUGAUGGUCAACGUGGAGAGGCGUCUCUUCAGCUUCAGCUUCGGGAACCCGCGGGCCCAGAUGAACUGGGUGCAUGUGGACAACCUGGUCAUGGCCCACCUGCUCGCUGCAGAGUCACUGACCCCAGAGCGAAGCUGCAUAGCGAGUGGACAGGCCUACUUCAUUAACGACGGGGUGUCUGUGAACAUUUUUGAGUGGUUCACGCCUUUGUUUGAGAAGCUGGGGUACAGCCGGCCUUUGAUCCACCUCCCCGUCUGUCUGGUCUAUGCAGCAGCCGUGCUGAUGGAGCGCGUGCAUCUGCUGCUGAGACCCCUGGUGGAAAUCCCACUGCUCUUCACCAGAAAUGAGGUGAGAAACAUCGCCAUCAGUCAUACCUUCAAGAUCGACAAGGCGCGACGCGAGCUGGGCUACUCUCCCAACAAGUACAGCCUGGCCGACGCGGUGGACCACUACCUGAAGAACCAGCAGCUGCACUCGGGCCAGAGCGGGCCCCUGUCCUCCCAGCUCUUCUUCCUGCUGGUGCUGCUCUUCAUGGGCCUGGUCACCCUGCUGCUCUGCUCCGGGGGGUGGGACCAGAGGCACUGAGCCGCUCCAGCAACUGACCCGAAAGCACUGAUUCACCCCAGAGACUCGUAAGAAACACACUGUGCCUGACCACAGGCUGCCUGGUACACCUUGAAGCACAUAAUCGAUUAUAAACAGCAGCACACACACACACACACACACACACACACACACACACACACAGAAAGAGAAGAGUGCAUUGCAUACAGUAGUGGGUGUGUGGGGGCAGAGGGUGUGUGUCUGCUGCAGGGAUAACUUUAUUAUUUGUGUUGACAUAUUUAUUCUGGAGAUGUAAGGGAAAUACUCAUUAUUUAACAAUUCUCUUCAGGAAAGACUCAUUUAAUAUCGGCGUUGCAAUAAUAGAUUGCUAGUUGAAUUAUGUCAUCAAUUGCAAGCGAUUUUGUUUUUGAUUAUGAUUCCAAAUCAUACUGUAUCUAGAGCCAUUGUAACCCAAUUCCAGGCUAAUCCAUGGGCAUAUUUGCAGUCGGUGUCAGAUGGCAAACAUGAUAGCACCAUCACUACUUUGGUCUGAGAAUGACCAUUUUCAUCAUCUCAAACUGGUUUUACACACAUUUCUUCAUACAGUGGCUGUUGGUCACUUCCUCCAAAAUAUCCAUUGCUUCCUGAGGAAUACCCACAGUGCCAUAUUUAGAAACCCCCAAGAAUCCCUUGUUGGGGAGGUUGUUACUCUCUCUAAUUGGCAUUGAUAUUGAUGUCCUGAUAAUUAAAUGGCCCCAGAUAUAGUAAAGCAGUAACAAAAAAGGCCUCUAGGCCUCCAUGUCUGCCUUAUUAAGUCUGGAGAUAAGCCCACAUCCCUUGGUACAUUUUAGUCUUCCAGAGAGAGAGAGAGAGAGAAAACGAGAGAGAAAGCACUCUAAUGGAUAGAUAUACUUUACUGUUUAGGACUGAAACACUUAGAUGUGAACGUUUGAAUAGAUAGUUGGACCAGACCUUCGGUGGUCAAAGACAAAACAAGUACAUACUGUAUAUUGUCCCCAGAGACAUACAUAUAUAGAUAAAUGACUGCUGUGAAUGUAGACACUUGUAGUCUUCCUAUGCAAUGGACCUAAAUGAUUGUCCACUAAUCCAAUCUAACCUCUGUACAAAUAGAAGUGAAUGUAGAAGUUUAUGGGUUGCAAAUUGGGCACAGAGACUUUUGUGUCAUUGGCAGGUAAUGAACCAGAGUAUUGACUAGUACACAGUACUAUAUUAGCUAUGUUAACAAUAUUAACAAGCCUUACAGUAAUAGCAAUAAUCUUCGUUCAUUUAAGCUGUUAGUAUGUUUGUGUUGUUCAUGAAUGUGGGUGCUGGUGACAUGCUUCUAAAAGUAUUAACAUGCAUAACAUGUAUAAUUUGUAACAUGAUAAAUGCAUAUACAGUGAGGAGCACAUGUAUUUGAUACCAUGCUAAAACAGGAAUAUAAAAUCAUCAUUUGACAAUUGAUCUUAAUGCCUU
Molecule: messenger RNA, 3086 nt
Organism: Sardina pilchardus (European sardine)
Lineage: Eukaryota; Metazoa; Chordata; Actinopteri; Clupeiformes; Clupeidae
Gene: sdr42e2
Product: short chain dehydrogenase/reductase family 42E, member 2
Exons: 13
Coding region: 99-1652 (517 amino acids)
Biological process (GO): steroid biosynthetic process
Molecular function (GO): 3-beta-hydroxy-Delta5-steroid dehydrogenase (NAD+) activity
Source: RefSeq, a predicted model, not a curated record